Molecule: messenger RNA, 2021 nt
Organism: Bipolaris sorokiniana ND90Pr
Lineage: Eukaryota; Fungi; Ascomycota; Dothideomycetes; Pleosporales; Pleosporaceae
Exons: 5
Coding region: 76-1644 (522 amino acids)
Molecular function (GO): heme binding; iron ion binding; monooxygenase activity
Source: RefSeq, a predicted model, not a curated record
UUGAUGUUUUGCUGCGAGAUGGGUAGUCGGGAAACACAUCGUCUUUGAAUCUGUCGAUAUUUUUCGUGGGUAGAGAUGUUUCUUGAGACCAUUUCUGAUCGUUUUGGGUUUGAGGUGGUGAGUGCGAAGGGAGUUGUGUUUUCCUCUGGGAUCUUUCUGGCUUCGAUUGCCAUUUACGUCCUGGGAUGCGGCAUAUAUAAUCUAUUCUUCCACCCACUCCGACACGUUCCUGGACCUCUUCUCGCGCGGGCGGGUCCCCUUCCAUAUGUGAUCAAGACGCGCAGUGGCGAAAUUGCCAAAUGGAUCACGCAGUUGCACGAAGAAUACGGAGAUGCGGUUCGCGUGGCUCCAAAUGAGGUUUCGUUUACUUCAGCAGACACUGCAUGGUCUGAUAUUUAUGGCUUCCGCACGGGCAAGUACAAGGGUACAGGAACGUACCUGAAAGAUCACGCGUGGUAUCCCAAACCCAUUGCUGGCGUACGGUCUAUGCUCAGCGCUGACGAAGAAGCCCACUCUCGCCAGCGUCGUAACCUUUCGCACUUGUUUAGUGAAAAGUCGCUUCGGCAGCAGGAAUCUCUUCUCCAGGGCUACGUCGAUCUGCUUGUCCAGCGAAUGGGUGAGCAUGCUGCACGAGGCGAAGUCAUGGACAUUGUUCGCUGGUACAACUACAUAACCUUUGACAUCAUCGCCGACCUCGCCUUUGGCGAAUCUCUCUACUGCUUGCGCGACUCGGAGAACCACGAAUGGAUCGACCUAGUCUACAGUGCGUCGAGCGUGGCCAGCAUAAUGUCAACCCGCAAGUACGGCUUUGUAGGAUUCUACGACUGGGCUCGCAACCUCUUCCAGGACACAAGGCAGAACGAAGAGCGCCGCCGCCAAUUCAGUCUCAAAGCCUCGGCCAAAGUAUCGGAGCGCCUCGCACAGAUCGAAAACGGCGACGACGACAAACCGGAUUUCUUCGGCCAGCUCAUGCGCAACCACGUCAGCGAGGAGAAGCGGCUGUCGCGCGCCGAAAUGGAUGCAAACGCCGUUACGUUUCUGACUGCCGGCAGCGAGACAACUGCUACCACGCUAUCUGGAUUUACUUUUUUCGUUCUCCGACACCCGGAGAUUUAUACCAAGAUGGUGCAAGAAAUCCGCUCCGCAUUCACCUCUCUCGCAGACAUCAAUGCGGAAAAAGCAUCGCAGCUUCCCUACCUCACCGCUUGCAUCCAGGAAACACUGCGUAUGUACCCCCCCGUCCCCACUGCUUUCCCACGCGUUGCUCCACAAGGCGGAGGUAAUGUCUCGGGACACUACAUUCCAGGAGGUACUUCUGUGUAUGUUAGUCAAUAUGCCAUGUACCAUUCCUCGCGCCAUUUCAAAGACCCAGAUGUGUUUGUGCCGGAACGAUGGCUCGAGGGGGCGAAUGGAGAGUAUAGUGGGGAUAAAAAGGAGGGAUGGAAUCCGUUUAGUUUUGGACCGAGGAAUUGUAUUGGCAAGAAUCUCGCUUGGGCCGAACUCCGUCUUAUCAUUACUUCCGUCUUUUUCUCGUUUGAUCUCGAGCUUGUGGAUAAAGAGAGCGAUUGGAUGGCGGUGCAGAAGGUGUUUACGCUUUGGAAGAAACCGGGGUUGAUGGUUAGGUUGAAGGCUGUGAAGGAGUAGGGGGUGGAGUGAGUAAUGAAAUUGAGCGAGCGACUGAGAUAAUGUUCAUAGGCCGUUUCUUCCCAUACUUAGCGACUUCUUAUUCCACAUUUCACAUACCCUCUUUUAUCGUCAUUAUCCAUCUCCUGUUAUCUCUCACCAGGAUGACUGCGCUGAACUAUAUAGCACCUCAACGUUUUUCCAUAUCAAAUUUCAGCCUUGAUAUUACUUGUCUAUUCCACUCAUACCUCCUCGUGUAACCUUCCCUAUUUCUCAAACUUUGUUGUAGUUACAUGUGAAACCUUUUUCUCUCCAAAAGAAUUCAACAAAAAGACCCAUGCAUAUGCAUAUGUACAUAAGUACAGCACAUGUGUAUGUAAUCUCAUCUAAGCACUAAC